Aspergillus neoniger CBS 115656 is the source of this 702-nucleotide messenger RNA. RefSeq lists its product as uncharacterized. NCBI's taxonomy places the organism in Eukaryota, Fungi, Ascomycota, Eurotiomycetes, Eurotiales, Aspergillaceae. The annotation marks the transcript as partial. The transcript has 2 exons. Gene Ontology annotation, biological process: mycotoxin biosynthetic process. The record is from RefSeq and is a predicted model, not a curated record.
CCCACCCCAAUCUCCUCUCUUUUCCUUUUGACCUUCUCUUUUCUCCCUCCAAUGUAUUCUUGCUCAUGCAUACGAUAAACAGUGGAUACCCAGCGACAAGUUUUUGAAUACAAUGCGUCGUUUGCGGAUGGACCUUCACCACUGACGGAUCAGGCGUGGGGUGAGUUGUUUCCUGUCCAGGCAGGAUUCUUUCGCCAUCCCGUUAUUUCCCCGGAGCGAGCGGCCAUCUCGAUAUUCCAUCAAUUGCAUUGCUUGAAUGCAAUGCGACAGGCAUAUUGGUUACUGAUCUCGAUCGCCACUUCUCCCGAUGAGACCCUCCUGGAACAGAGCAUGGAUGACAUGAUUGCACCUCGCCAUUUCAGCCACUGUACCGAUCUUCUCCGACAAUCGCUCAUGUGCCGUCCGGACCUGACUAUGGAGACAUUGACUCCCGAGGGUGGAGUGACAGGGUUCGGCACAGAGCACGAAUGCCAGGAUUGGGAUCAGUUAAUGAGUUAGAUGGCUCGGUGGGAAUCUUAUGGACAAACGCAGGCGUACAACCAAUCAGAGCAUGACCAUCACAGACAUCGGUAGGGGUUAAAGAAGGAAACCAAAAUUUCCUUGACUUUUUAACCGUUAGGAGAUUGUUCGAGCGGAUGUGCCUGUAACGGCCAAAAUGUGCCAGUAGCUACCUUGCUAGAUAAAUGCAUGGCACUGAGCUCC